Salvelinus namaycush (lake trout) is the source of this 905-nucleotide messenger RNA. Its product is annotated as homeobox protein BarH-like 1. NCBI's taxonomy places the organism in Eukaryota, Metazoa, Chordata, Actinopteri, Salmoniformes, Salmonidae. Bases 1 to 753 code for a protein of 250 amino acids. The record is from RefSeq and is a predicted model, not a curated record. Gene Ontology annotation, molecular function: DNA-binding transcription factor activity, RNA polymerase II-specific; DNA binding. Gene Ontology annotation, biological process: regulation of DNA-templated transcription. The transcript has 4 exons.
AUGCAGCAUCCCUUGGACUUGGGGGCUCACUAUUAUCCCCCGGAGGUUCACCCCGACCACCGCUCCCACUCACACCGCUACCGAAGCUUUAUGAUCGAGGAGAUUCUCACCGACCACCCGGACCACAAGGUGUCUACCCCGGCAGGGGACCUGCUCAAGUUCGGAGUACAAGCUCUGCUCUCGGCGCGGCCAUACCACAACCACCUGGUUUUGAAGGCAGACCAAUCGGGUAUCCUGAAGUUCCCGAUGUCGCCACUCUCCUGCUCACUGGGAUCACCGUUAGGCUCCGCUCUCCUAUCCGGGGCUCCGGGACUCCACGGCGGCUCAGCUUCCCACCACCUCCCGUUGGACCUCCACCUCCGGAGCAAGCUGGAGCACGGCGGAGACGGCAGCAGUAAGACCAAGAAAGGCCGACGGAGCAGGACGGUCUUCACUGAGCUACAGCUAAUGGGAUUGGAGAAAAGAUUUGAAAAACAGAAGUACCUUUCAACACCAGACAGAAUAGAUCUGGCUGAGUCUCUGGAUCUGAGUCAACUACAAGUCAAGACCUGGUACCAGAACAGACGAAUGAAAUGGAAGAAAAUAGUCCUACAAGGAGGAGGACUGGAAUCUCCAACCAAACCAAAAGGCCGUCCUAAGAAGAACUCCAUCCCGUCGAGCGAGCAGCUUUCGGAGCAGGAGAGGUCUGGAGACGUAGACCGUCAGUCGGACGGUUCUACCUCGUCACAUUCAGACACUAACCAAGAGGAAUAAUAACGUUGGUGCUCCGACUAACUGACAACUCUCUGAAGACGUUCACCAGACGGUCAUACAGCCUCUGGGAUGCGUAAUGGUGGUCGACGGUUGAAUCGAAGUGCCUUUGCCCUUGACUUCGAUAUUUUUGGCACUUACAUAGAGAGACUGAU